This is a messenger RNA of Microdochium trichocladiopsis, 1803 nucleotides long. RefSeq lists its product as uncharacterized. Bases 1 to 1803 code for a protein of 600 amino acids. The record is from RefSeq and is a predicted model, not a curated record. The transcript is spliced from 6 exons. NCBI's taxonomy places the organism in Eukaryota, Fungi, Ascomycota, Sordariomycetes, Xylariales, Microdochiaceae. Gene Ontology annotation, biological process: DNA-templated transcription. Gene Ontology annotation, cellular component: nucleus. Gene Ontology annotation, molecular function: DNA binding; zinc ion binding.
AUGAUCUAUCUACACAUCAAUGCUGCUCGAAGCUCUCGAACUAAGUCUUGCACUCAGCCUAGUUGUUGUGCGGGAUUCGCGACGGACGCAACACUCUCACCAGCACCACUAGGACUAUCAUUGGCUUAUCGCCAAGCAUGCCAGCUGCGCUUGCCCAAAGGCCGAUACGUGGCUGCAGGAGAAUGUCUGGGAGUAUUGAAAAGGCUCCGCAGACGUGCGUUUCCUGUCGCAAACAGCCUGUGUCUUCGAACGGCACGACUAUGCGACUAUUCCGCCCCACCGCCAUCUCCGAAUGAUUCGACCCUUGUUGAGCUGCUGGACAAGAUCGCACACCUGGAAGAACGACUUAGCUCCGCAGAGAACUUUAGCAACAGUUCGAGCUGCGCAAGCAGCCCAGCUUUGCUUGAGCUACAAGCUUCUAAUUGGCGUGGUACCAGUACUUUCAGUGCUGGCAGCAGGAGCAGCGAUCACGGACAAAGCAGUACUUCGUCACCUAUGACCUACAUGGGCCCACCACCGACAGCAUCUGAUGGUACAAGCGGUUGGGCUGAAGGGUUUCCUUAUGUCCACCAGGGUCUGGCACUGCCUUUGCCCAUAGACUUUUGCAUGCCAGCUUUCCCGACAUCCGUUUUACUAGACCCGCGCCUGUCAGAGGCUUACGGACCUUUUGGUUCCAGAACAACGUGUGUUGUGCCAAUGAAUGUCUUGAACAGCCUCGGAGACGGAUCUUCGAUUCAAUCGACCAUUACGCAAUACUUUGACACGGUAAACUCGUGGCUGCCGAUGGUGUCGAAACGCUACCUCCACGGCGGUUACUGGUGUCGCGAGUCAGACGCGUCGUUCCUCUUGCUCUCGAUGCAGCUCAUCACCAGCAGCAGAGCUGAGAUCGAGUUGGACGGGUCCUCGGAGGUUGCCAGGUUCUACACACAAGCCAGGGCAGCGAAUUCGACGAUUUAUGGCACGGCUAGGCAUUUUGCCAGUCAACUUGAGCACGAUGGCGUGGUGUCAAUCAGGUACCUGCAGGGUCUGGUUCUUCUGGCCUUGUAUGAGUACGGCCAUGGCAUUAUGCCGGCUGCUUGGAUCACCAUAGGUCGGUGUGUACGAUACGCGGACCUGCUCAGGCUCAACCCGGGAGGGAACAAGGUUGGAAUCCUCGGUGCCAGUAGUACCUGGACGGAAGCUGAAGAAAGGCGGCGAACGUGGUGGGCAGUCUAUAUUGUCGAGAAGAUGAUUGGAGUUGCCUUUGAUGGCACACUCACUUGUCGAGGUGGUGUCUGCAGCGAGCCCACACCCAGGACUCCAUUCCCCUGCGAGGACUUGCUGUGGGAGUCUGGAGAGAUGGUUCCCAGCUCAGAAGCUCGCCUUGCCUUGGCACCAUAUUCGGACCCGCAAUCACCAUUUGCACGCUUGUGCCAGGCUGCGAUGCUCGCCUCAAGGGUCUUACGACAGACAUGUCACGAACGAGAACCCGAGUGGAAAAACGACGAUGACGCCGAAAGUGGCGUGGCGCAACUCAUGGUAACUAUACAGGAGCUGGACGAUGCCCUCGCAGCCGAGUCAGCCACGAGCCGCCUUGGGUUUCUAGGUCUGACUGCUGCCAAGAUCCUCGUACUCGACAGCAGAUUGUCUCUCCUGAGACUCAGCGAGGAGAAGCAUCACGCCUGUGUCGCCGUCGCCAUCAACAUGGGCAUGAGUUCCAGCGCUGCCGAGGAGCACUUUGUAACCAUCGAUCCCACUCAAGAACUUGAGAAGACUGCAGCACAGUUUACGGACCGUCUUGUUUAUGUCGGAGUCAGCACAUGA